AUGAAUGGGAUGGAUAUGUGGGAUAGGAGUGACUUUCCUCCAUGUCUUCCUCCUUCUUACUCUAAACAGCCUGGAAGGCCAAGAAAAUGUAGAAACAAAGAACAUGAAGAGUACAAGGGCAAGAUGAAGAUGAGAGCAUCAAGCAACCAAUCUGAAACUACAUUGUCUCGCAUUCCCAACACACAGGACUCUCUCAAAUGUGGCCAAUGUGGUAAAAAAGGGCACAAUAAGAGGACUUGCCAUAGGAAUCUUCCCCCAAAAGCCAAACCUGCAACUAAGAGGAAGAGGGGUACUGAAAAUACCCAGACCACUCCAUCUGACACAUCCACUCUAGCUGGUGGUCCAAGCACCCUAAAGCAAAGAUCCAAGCCUCCAAGGCGUGUGCAAAAAGGGAAGCCAAGUAAGAAAGGACAUGCCACUUCUGCAGCACAACCACCUUCCCUUCAUGUCCUCAUGCAUCAACUUCUGUUUCAACUGCAGGAUCAAAUGUUGUGCAUUGAAGCUGACUGA
Molecule: messenger RNA, 510 nt
Organism: Prunus armeniaca (apricot)
Lineage: Eukaryota; Viridiplantae; Streptophyta; Magnoliopsida; Rosales; Rosaceae
Source: the annotation of a GenBank genome assembly